AUGCGAAAAUCGCAAGAAACGAGACCUUUUCUUCCUGAUCGAAAACAUUCCGACUCUUACAUGGAAAUACAAGAUGGUGUACAUUAUAGUUCACUCGAUUCACGGAUCCGUUUGGCUCGACAGCGCAGAACAAGACGCUGUGCACUUGUGUUUGUAGUCAUUCUUUUCAUCGCCAUCUUAGGAGGGCUUUUGUAUUAUUAUUUCUCGCGCAAAGUAAAGGAAUACGAAAAUGCUGAGGAAACUCAGAGCAACAAAGUUGAACUCAAGAGUGGUUCAGUGCGUGGAAUAUUCGAGAAUGAUGCUGUUGUGUUCAAGGGCAUUCCGUAUGCACUGGCUCCCGAAGGAGAUUUGCGUUGGAAGGCGCCUAUUGCUUGUAAAAUAAACAAUUGCUGGAGAGGAACUUUUGAAGCAAGUGAAUUUGGAACUAUGUGUGCCCAGCAAGAUGUCCUAAACAAAACGGAUCCCACCAGAGUCAUCGGUACCGAAGACUGUUUGUUUAUUAAUGUUUGGACGCCAAAGAAAAGGCCCAGUGAAAAGUUGCUGCCCGUGCUAGUAUACAUUCACGGUGGAUACUUGCUGUAUUGCUCAGGAAAUUGGAAUGGGCUAAGUCCGUCUGCUGAAUUGGUGACUGAGAUAAACGUGGUUGGAGUUUCUUUUAAUUACAGACUGAAUGCAUUUGGUUUUUUAGCUUUGAAGUCUCUGGCAGAUGCACCACAUUCUAUAACCUCUGGAAACUAUGGUUUUAUGGAUCAGAUCUUGGCAUUAAAAUGGGUUAAAGAAAAUAUUGAGAAAUUUGGAGGUAAUCCCGCCUCUGUUACUCUGAUUGGUCAAAGCUCCGGUGCAACGUCUCUUCUAGCGCUUCUUGCUGCACCUGCUGCAAAAGGACUUUUCCAUCGUGCAAUUCUCAUGAGCGGCUCACCAAUUUUCAACAAGUCAUCGGAAGAUGCAGCUCGUGACAAUGAGAUUUUUGUAAAAAAGUCUAACUGCGUAAGAAACAACUCAUCUGCUGAGCGAGAAUGUUUGUAUUCACUUACUCCCAAGGAAAUUGAAGAUGCAAUUCCAUGGGAUGUGUAUCCAUACUGGCGCAUGACAGAUCAAAAUGAUCUGCCCACUAAAAACAUGUUUGAUGGUGCUGUUGCUGUAGUUGACAAAGUUGUAGUGCCACAUCCUCCCCUUGUUGCUAUAGCAACAGGAAGAGCAAGUGAUGUACCAUUGAUUAUUGGAACAACAGCACAGGAGACAAAUUUUCAGCCAGUUAAAAACUUUGAGAAUUCUACUUGGGCUGAUUAUAGUGCUUAUGUCAAGGAAAAACUGUUUCCUUUUAUUGGAGAUAAUGUCAGUGAAGUGUUGGGUAUGUACAACAAAAGUGUAUCUGAAGGUUCUGCUCUUCAGUUUUUUUACACUUCCAUGGCAUCUGAUGUCAGAGUAACUUGUCCGAAUAAUGUCCUCACUCACAGUGCAUCUACAGUUUUCAAGAGUCCCAUUUAUCGUUAUGUGGUGACAAAUUCCCCAUCUGCUCCGAUAAAUUUGAUUGGAUUUCCAGCGACACUUGCUUGCCACAUGUGGGACUUGGUUGCAUUUUUUGGUUUUCCAAAAGACUUUCAGUACUGUCCUUCUGAAAAAGACCUGAGGUUCAUGAGGGAUCUGAGAACAGAGUUUAGUAAAUUCAUUCAUAACAAACCUUUCACAAGUUGGGGUAAAUAUCCUCAAAAUACUUCUGUCUUUACUGAUGGAGGGGAGAAAAUUCUUGGGAGGGAUGGAUAUCAUAAGAAGGAGUGUGACUUUUGGCUUGACAAUGGAUUUUUUCCAUACGCAUGGAUAAAUUAG
Molecule: messenger RNA, 1827 nt
Organism: Porites evermanni
Lineage: Eukaryota; Metazoa; Cnidaria; Anthozoa; Scleractinia; Poritidae
Source: the annotation of a GenBank genome assembly